This is a messenger RNA of Clupea harengus (Atlantic herring), 2494 nucleotides long. It is a transcript of the gene bace2, whose product is annotated as beta-secretase 2. Lineage: Eukaryota; Metazoa; Chordata; Actinopteri; Clupeiformes; Clupeidae. Gene Ontology annotation, cellular component: endosome; plasma membrane; trans-Golgi network. The record is from RefSeq and is a predicted model, not a curated record. Gene Ontology annotation, molecular function: aspartic-type endopeptidase activity. Gene Ontology annotation, biological process: amyloid-beta metabolic process; membrane protein ectodomain proteolysis.
UUGAAUUGCGUCGUCACAUCCGUCAUCUGGCCAUCAGGAAGUUUUAAAUUCGCUUUCGCUGUCGACUCACUCUCACACAGUGCGAGUAUAGCUAUGGUUACAGUGUUUUCCCGGUAAACUGUUAUUUCCAGCGUCUUUUCAAGCAUUCCGCAGUCGGAGAUUCAUAGCAACUUGGAGUGUAAGCAGUCGAUAAGAAAAAAACAACAACCAACGAACCAUGUUGACGACGAGAAGCUGACACUUUAAUUUUGGAAUGAUCAGUUUGCCUUGAAUGUAUUUUUCCCAUGGAGAAAACUCAGGGCAUGUUACCCGUAAGGGUGUUGGUGUUGUGCCUUUUCUUUUCUUUAUGCAGUUCAAGGUUUUCCAUUCCUCUUAAAAUCUUUACGGGCAAGUUCAACUCUUCUGUAGACCUGGACCUAACUCCCUUGCAAAAAAUUGAAACAUCUGGGAAUGGUCUGUCUCUGGCGUCGGAUCCAUCGGGUAUCGUGAACUUCUUAGACAUGGUCAACAACUUGCAAGGUGAUUCGGGAAGAGGUUACUACAUGGAGAUGUUGAUCGGGACACCAACCCAAACGCUGAACAUCCUGGUGGACACCGGGAGCAGCAACUUCGCCGUGGCCGCUGCGGCACACCCCUUCAUCACACACUUCUUCAACAGAGCCGUCUCCAGCUCGUACCGGUCGGCCGGGCGUGCGGUGGCGGUGCGCUACACGCAGGGCAACUGGGAGGGCGAGCUGGGCACCGACCUCAUCUCCAUCCCCAAGGGCCCCAACGCCACCGUCACCAUCAACAUCGCCGCCAUCCUCUCCUCCGAGGGCUUCUUCCUGCCCGGGGUCAACUGGCAAGGCAUCCUGGGCAUGGCCUACCCUGUGCUGGCGCGGCCGGACUCAUCGGUGGAGCCCUUCUUCAACUCGCUGGUCCGCCAGACGGGCAUCCCUGACAUCUUCUCUCUGCAGAUGUGUGGAGCGGGCAUCUCGGCCAGCACCGGCGCCGACCCGGUGGGUGGGAGUCUGAUCAUGGGAGGAGUGGAACCAACUCUGUACCGGGGGGAGAUGUGGUACACCCCUAUCAUGCAGGAGUGGUACUACCAAGUGGAGGUUCUGAAACUGGAGGUUGGGGACCAGAACCUAAACUUGGACUGCAGAGAGUAUAACUCGGACAAGGCCAUAGUGGACAGCGGCACUACGCUUCUCAGGCUGCCUAUCAACGUUUUCAACGCCGUGGUGGACUCCAUCUCCCAGACGUCUCUGAUCCAGGAUUCGGCAUCAGGGUUCUGGACCGGUACUAAGCUGGCAUGCUGGGCAGUGGGAGAAUCUCCAUGGAGGUUCUUCCCCAAAAUCUCCAUCUACCUGCGCGGAACAAACACCAGUGAGUCUUUCCGAAUCACCAUCCUCCCACAGCUCUACAUUCAGCCAAUCACAGACGUGGGCGGCACGCUGAACUGUUUCCGGUUCGGCAUCUCCUCGUCGGUUAACGGCCUGGUGAUUGGCGCCACCGUGAUGGAGGGCUUCUACGUGGCCUUCGACCGCGCCCAAAAGAGAGUUGGCUUCGCCGUCAGCACAUGUGCAGAGUUAGCUGGGCAGCCGCUAGCGGAGAUCGCCGGGCCCUUCCUGGCAGAGUCGGUGUCGUCGGACUGCGUCGCGGGCUCGUUCCUGCGGGAGCCAUUGCUGUGGGUGCUGGCGUACUCGCUGAUGGGCCUCUGCGCUCUGGUGCUGCUGGUGCUGCUGGUGCUGAUGGUGUCACCGUGCCGACGCCGCCGCGGCAGCGAGAUCACUGACGAGUCCUCGCUUGUGCGCCACCGCAUCAAAUGACACGCCGAGACUUAGAGGGGGGACACUGGAGGACAGUGAUGCUGAACAACGUGUGUGUGUGUGUGUGUGUGUGUGUGUCUGUGUGUCUGUGUGUCUGUAACCUGGGAGAGACUUCAGCCUAGACAAAUGCAGCACUAAGUAAGGGGUUCUGCUGUAGUCAGAAGCUGAAGUGUAUCUCUAUUAUGCAAUUAAGUGAUUAAGUGAUUCUGUGAGACAUAAACACCUGAGCUAUCUGUACCUGUCGAACCUUAAUAAGGUUCUUCUCAUCAUAGCCUAUGUUUCUAUUAGGCAUGUUGGCCUGAGUGGUUCCAAAGUACCUGAAGCUUCUUUUGAACAUGAAAAAAGCUAACUGAGAUCAGCCGGGAAAUCUGUGUUUGGUUGCCAUGCUGUCGACCGCACACCUCCCCCUACAACAGAUACUCCUCAUAAUGUACUAACUACAGUGUGUGCCCAUUUAAAGAGGCACAGGAGACGUAUUCUGUCUCCAGCUUAACAGCAUCUAUGGCCAUGGUUUCUCUGUUUCCCAUGUCUGCUCACGUCUACCUCAGUAGGCUGAGACAGCAGCCAGACAUGGCCGGAUCCCUAGCAGUCUGCUGCAUCUUAGGGUUACCUAGGUCUGAUAUGAAGGAUUCAUGAUUUGUGUAUGAUAUGGAAGUUAUGUUUGUUUGUGUCUCCCCUCCCCC